Molecule: messenger RNA, 1867 nt
Organism: Jatropha curcas
Lineage: Eukaryota; Viridiplantae; Streptophyta; Magnoliopsida; Malpighiales; Euphorbiaceae
Source: RefSeq, a predicted model, not a curated record
ACUAAAAUCUGUAUGGUUGCACCUGAUUAUUCCCACACCUCAUCCGGUCAUCUAUUCUUCAACGAAGUGAAAUGCUUCAAGCAGAUCUCAUGCUUCUUUAAUAAAUUGAAAGAGAGAGUUAGAGGAUAAGAAAUGAUGAUGAUGAUGAUUGACACUGCCACAGCAGUUCGAUUUCCCGGCGCAAAUUUUUGCUCCUCCACUUGGAUACCUUAUUACCGUCGUACGUGGAACUUGGAGGAAGUUAACGGCAUCCACGUCAACUCUCGACCGCUUAUACAUUCUAAAAGCUUCGCUAUACCUUGGAGCAAGUCACGAAGAUUAAAGGGUGUUUCUUUCUUAAGGAGCAGAGUCUUAAAGAAUAGGAUUCGAGCAUCUUCAAAGCAUUUAGGUUCAGGUGUAGAUCCAUCUAAUCAGAAAGGCAGCAGACAACAAUAUCAUCCCUUUGAGGAUAUUGCGGAGGCCACAUCAGAAAAUAGUGGAGAUGCGAGUCUUACAGCUCAAGAAACUGCUAGGACCAUCGUUGAGGUCAACAGCAAAGCAACCCUAAUGUUGACUGGUUGGAUCAAUGGGGACACUCAUGAAAAUAUUAUUUGGCCAGACUUGCCUUACGUCACUGAUGAACAUGGAAACUUAUACUUUCAAGUGAAGAAUGAUGAAGACAUUUUGCAAACCAUUACGUCAGAAAAUAAUUUUGUGCAAGCUAUUAUAGGCUUUGAUGCUGCUAUGGAAAUGCUCAGUGAGAUGGAGUUACUAGGUUCAUCAGAACUUGAUUUUGGAAUAAAGGAAAUUGAAGAUGAUGAUAGUGAUGUUGAAGAUGAUUAUGAAGAAGAUGAGGGUGAGGAUGAGGACGAGGACGAGGACGAGGCUGAUGAAGAUGAAGAUUAUGAUGAGGACUUUGUAAUUAUUGAAGAUGAAGAUGAGGAAGAUGAUUCUGAUGAGGCACUUGGUGACUGGGCAAAAUUGGAUACCAUGCGUUCUUCUCAUCCAAUGUAUUUUGCCAAAAAGAUAGCUCAGGUUACUUCAGAUGCUCCUAUAGAUUGGAUGGAGCAGCCUCCAGCUGGUUUAGCUAUCCAGGGCCUCAUAAGACCUGCCUUCAUCGAAGAACACUCUGACAUCCAGAAGCAUAUGUCUGGCAACCAGUCACAUCAGCCUGACAUAAAUGAGGUUGGGAAAAAGGUAGAAGGACAAGUGGAAGAUGUUGGUGGGAUCAAUGGUCAAAAACACGUGUCAGGAUCAUCUGAAGAUAUUUCAACUUGGGCAGAGGAUUCUGAGAAAAAUCAGGUUCCAAGAAAUGGGACUUCAUUUUACAAGAUAGAAAUGAUUAAAAUUCGGUUGAUUUCAGCUCAUGGACAUCAAACAAUGGUCGAAGUAGAAGACUUUAGGAAGGCUCAACCCGAUGCUAUUGCACAUUCAGCAGGCAAAAUUUUAUCUCGGCUGAAAGCUGGUGGAGAAAAAAUCUCACAAGCUUUGAAAUCGUUGUGUUGGAGAUGCAAGGGUAUACAAGUGGAGGAGGCAGCACUAAUUGGUGUAGAUUCCCUUGGUUUUGAUUUGAGGGUUUGCUCGGGAACACAGAUCCAAACAUUGCGAUUUGCAUUUAAUUCACGGGCCUCUUCGGAAUAUAGUGCUGAAAGACAACUUAAUGAUUUACUGUUCCCAAGGAUCCCCCACAGGGCGCCCAAAAAGAAACAGACUCAUCAAAAUGAACUAUAAUAUUGUUAAAUAUUAUAAUCCUGUUCAAAUUCUGGCUGUUUCGUCCUACCCUUUCAGGCUAAGAACUGAACGCGGCAAGUGUAUAAGUGGCCUUGCAGCUUUUCCUCCCAUUUAUUUAUUAAUGAUAAUUGAAAUCCAUUUUUCUGCUUGUCUCCAA